Vicia faba (fava bean) is the source of this 534-nucleotide messenger RNA. The record is from the annotation of a GenBank genome assembly. Lineage: Eukaryota; Viridiplantae; Streptophyta; Magnoliopsida; Fabales; Fabaceae.
AUGGUGUCAAAAGCUGUUAUCAACUCAAUGCUUUUUCUGAGAAUAAUAACACUUGCAGCCUCAGUCACAACCGUGGCCUUAAUUGUUACCGACAUUGCAAAAAUUGAUGAUACGAAGAUGAAAUUUCAAGAUUUAAUAGCAUUCAGGUAUGUUGUUGCUGUUGCAUCAAUUGCUGGUGCAUAUUGUAUAGUGCAGCUACCAUUUUCUAUUUACCAUGUUGUACAACAGAAGAGGUUGAUACGUAAUGGAUUCUUGCCAGAAUUUGACUUCUAUGGAGACAAGGUGAUUAGUGGGCUUCUGGCCACAGGUAUUGGUGCUGGUUUUGCAGUAUCCAUUGAGUUCAAGAGGUUAUUUGACCAAAUAUUUGAUGGUUCUAGCAUCUCAAAGCAUGAUCCAACGAGGAGCACAAUUACCAAGUUUUAUGUUCGUGGAAUUAUUGCUUCUGGUGUUCUUUCUGCGGCAUUCCUUGCCAUGUUUGUGGGGUCUUUCCUUUCCUCCUUCAAUAGAAACAAAAGCAAAGGCAUUUUUGGGUGA